AUUGUUGAUUCGUCGCUUGAUCGAAACAAAAUGGUGUUCAUUUCCGGUUUUGAAUCUCGCGGCAUCUCGCGGAAAGCUGCCACCCGCGAGAACUGGCGCUGAGGUUCUCUCCCUUUCCGGAUCGCUCAAGCGAAAUGUCGACCAACAAAAAGAAGACCAGGAAGCUCAGGGGCCACGUGAGCCACGGACAUGGUCGGGUUGGAAAGCACCGCAAGCACCCUGGAGGUCGCGGUAACGCUGGUGGCCAGCAUCACCACAGAAUCAACUUCGACAAAUACCACCCGGGUUACUUUGGAAAGGUGGGCAUGCGCAACUUCCACCUGAAAAAGAACCACUACUGGAAGCCCUGCAUCAACAUCGACAAGAUCUGGUCCCUCGUGUCAGAGCAAAUGAGGAAGAGGCUGAAGGACGACACCGCCGGCAAGGCGCCAGUCAUCGACAUCGUCAAGCACGGGUACUACAAGGUCUUGGGCAAGGGAGCCCUGCCCAAGCAGCCCGUGAUUGUCAAGGCCAAGUGGUUCAGUCGGACGGCGGAGGAGAAGAUCAAGAACGUGGGAGGUGCCUGCAUCCUCACCGCAUAGUUCCCUCUUCGCUUCAAAUAAAAAGGAAAAAAAUGUACAUUGCA
Molecule: messenger RNA, 625 nt
Organism: Ixodes scapularis (black-legged tick)
Lineage: Eukaryota; Metazoa; Arthropoda; Arachnida; Ixodida; Ixodidae
Gene: RpL27A
Product: 60S ribosomal protein L27a
Exons: 5
Coding region: 135-581 (148 amino acids)
Biological process (GO): translation
Cellular component (GO): cytosolic large ribosomal subunit; ribosome
Molecular function (GO): structural constituent of ribosome
Source: RefSeq, a predicted model, not a curated record